AUGGUAGUCCUGCGGCGUUGUGUCGCCGGGCUUGGGGCCCUUCUGAGCCUUCUUAGCCCAGUGCUCGCCAUCAAGAUGCUCUACGACGACAGUCUUCCUGAGGAUCUCAAUGCGGCAUGUUCUGCGGCCCUCAUGUCUGACAUCGCUUGCGAUCCUCUCGUGCCGGCCCUCCGCCAUGACUUCUACUACCCUCCUGCAACGCUGACCCGCAUGUGUACUGAUGGCUGCGCUUCUGCGCGCCAGUCGUGGGAGAGCUCGGUCCGGUCUGGCUGUGGCAACGAUAUUGUCAUUCCUGGCGAAUAUGACCUUGACGUAUCGCCCAUUGUGCUCCCGGCCACCCGCCGGUACAUCUAUAGCUUCACGUGUCUCAAGGAGAACGAUGUCUUUUGCGGCCCCGUUGCGGCAUUGGCAGCUUUCUUCACCGAUCCUGGAGUUUCCGUCUUCAACUACAUCAACGAACUUCCCGAGGGCGCCGUUAAGCCAGCGGAUUGUGACCCGUGUCUCGCAGCCAGAGUGCGCCUGCGAUCCGGGUCGCCUUACUUUGACGGCCCCGUCGUGGCCAGCGAGUCCAUAUACCAGAGCAUGACGUCCAGGUGCGGCAUCUCUGGCCAGCCCGCCACCACAUCCACGAUCGACUACUUUACCAGCCAACCAAAGCCCACCGAGUCAGUCUGCGACGGCAACAUGUACCAAAUCCAGGACGGUGAUGAUUGCUACAGCAUCUCUAAGGCUCAGAGUGUCGGUACAGCCUGGAUGCUGUCUGACAACCACCUCGGUGCUUAUUGUUCCGAGUUCCCAACUUCGGGUACCGCGUCUGCCAACAUCAGCGAGAUGCAGCUUCUGGCUUGGAAUUCUGUCAUCAACCCGGUCUGUUCCAACCUCGACAUGAUGAAUGGCACCACCCUCUGCAUCGAACCUCCCGGACCCAAGCUGCCCCCGGCAGUGACAACGGGCAUCCCUCCCUCGACGCCUACCACCGCUGCUCCGAUCCCCUCCAAUACUGCCAUUGGAUCUGACAAGCCCUGCGGCCGCUGGUACGAGGUCGAGGCUGGCGACUACUGCAACAUGCUAACCCUCAAGUUUGCCAUUUCGCUUCCAGACUUUUUGUUCUUGAACACUGGCAUCAACUCAAACUGCACAAACCUCUUCGCCGCCGAAAGUUACUGUGUGCAGGCUGUCGGGGAUAUCAACACUUACCCCGGCCGGCCUGGACAUGUCUCCUUCACCAUUGACCCCAGCGCCACCUUCACCGGCGUCCCCUUCACCAUGCUGCCCAACGCCACCAUGACUCUGGAUCCGAGACCGACCCAGCUCCCGUUGGCCACCGGCGUUCGCGACGACUGCUACUUUUACUUCAAGGGCGACGAGUACCAGUACUCGUCUGACGUGUUCGGCUUCUGGAACAGCAACUGCGAGAUUGCAGCGUCCAACUACAACGUCGACUUUGACAGCUUCGUCGCCUGGAACUCGCUUGCGACAAACGUCACGGACUCGGCAUGCGUUUUCCAGGUCGGCCUGCAGUACUGCGGCUCCUGGGGUCUGCCACCCACACCGACCACCACCGAGGAGCCUGAGCCCACCGGAACCGGGAACGGGCCCCAGCCGCCAGUAGCCACGCACGACGGCCAGCCGGAAGACUGUAACGGCUGGCACGUCGUGUCCGACAGUGACUCGUGUCGAUCCGUCGCCGACAACGUCGGAAUUUCUCUCGCGACGUUCCUCGAGUGGAACCCUGCUGUCAGCGUUGACUGUACCGUGAACUUCUGGGUCGGACAGGCGUACUGUACUCACAGGCAAGGCCAAGGGAUUAGUAUCUCGUCUUCUUCCGCCACGGCCACCAGUAGCGCGGCAACAAUGAAGCCGACCCCGCCUGCUCCCACGCACACCGGCCAACCUGCCGACUGUAACAAGUGGGACAUCGUGGUAGACGGCGACAGCUGCGGGUCCAUGGCCGCGGACAACGGUAUUACUGUGGACCAGUUCUACGCUUGGAACCCGGCGGUAUCCAAGGACUGCGUGAAAAACCUUUGGCUGGGGCAGGCAUACUGUGUCGGCGUAUCAGGGGCUGGCUCCGGCGUCACGACAACGAGACCCUCUACCUCCUCCACAACCGCAGCAGCCCCGACCCCUCCCGCGCCGACACACACAGGCCAGCCGUCAGACUGCAACAAGUGGGACGUUGUGGUAGACGGUGACAGCUGCGGGUCCAUGGCCGCGGACAACGGUAUUACCGUGGACCAGUUCUACGCUUGGAACCCGGCGGUAUCUAAGGACUGCGUGACAAACUUUUGGCUGGGUCAGGCAUACUGCGUCGGACGAUCUAGCGUCGGGGGUAAUACCCCUACCACGACGUCGUCGCUGUCAACGACAGCGAAGCUAACUCCUCCCGCGCCGACGCAUACCGGCCAGCCGGCCAACUGUAACAAGUGGGAUGUCGUCCAAGAUGGAGAUAGCUGCGGCUCUAUGGCGAGUGACAACGGGAUAUCAGUCGACCACUUUUACAACUGGAACCCGGCUGUGAGCAGGGACUGUGUAACAAACUUCUGGCUUGACCAGGCGUACUGUGUUGGCGUUUCCAGCUAG
This is a messenger RNA of Colletotrichum spaethianum, 2583 nucleotides long. Its product is annotated as lysM domain-containing protein. The record is from RefSeq and is a predicted model, not a curated record. Bases 1 to 2583 code for a protein of 860 amino acids. The transcript is spliced from 3 exons. Lineage: Eukaryota; Fungi; Ascomycota; Sordariomycetes; Glomerellales; Glomerellaceae.